UUCCCUCCAACAAAAGAAGAAGAGCAACAAGAGAACAUCCAAAAAAGAAAAUCAAAGACAUCAAUGGAGUGUCCCUUCUCUAUUCCAUUGCUCAUCCUAUCAUCCUUCUAUCUUCUAACCUGCACCGGGGAAGAUAGGAUAACCCUAGGCCAAUCCAUCACAGCAAACCAAACCAUUACCUCUCAGGGUGGAAUUUUCUCACUAGGUUUCUUCAGUCCUCAAAAUUCCACAAACCGCUAUGUUGGGAUAUGGUAUCAUAAUAUUCCUGUUCAAACUGUCGUAUGGGUCGCCAACAGAGAAAACCCAGUCACAGAUUCCUCAGGAGUUCUUACAAUUACCCCAGAUGGAAAUCUCGCCUUCUUGGGUACAACUGAAAACAUCUUUUGGUCAUCGAAGGUGUCGAUUCCAGCUCGAAGAAAUACUACUGCAAUACUCUUGGAUGAUGGUAAUCUUGUUUUAAGAGAUGACAGUCAGUCGGUCUUGUGGCAGAGCUUCGACUAUCCUUCCAAUUCCUUUCUCCCAGGUAUGAAACUAUCAGCAAACCUAAAAACUGGUGAAAGUACAUGCGUUUUUUCGUGGAAAGAUGCCAAUAACCCAACACCAGGAGAAUUUUCUGUAUGUAUGGACCCUCACACACCGCGCCAGCUGAUCAUGCUGAGAAGAUCGGACAAGUACUGGAGAAGUGAUGUUGGGCAGCUGGGAGCGGUUGUAACGAUGUUUGGGAAAAUUAUUGUAUUCUACCAAGCUACUGUAACUGACGACCAGGAGAUCUAUUUCACCAUUACAAUCACAGGCAGUAAGAUCAUGGCAAGGUACUUUUUGGCUCCUACUGGGCUAGUCCAGGCGCUGAUAUGGGAGGAAGAUUCCAGGAAGUGGAAACCGAUUAUUUCAUUUCCGACGAUUGGAUGUGAUUUUUAUGCCCCAUGUGGUCCAUUUGCUAGCUGUGAUCGUAGAAUGUCACUGACUAUCUGUAAGUGUUUGAAAGGAUUCAAGCCAAAAUUUCAGAAAGAUUGGGAUAUGGGGAAAUGGUCUGGAGGUUGUGUGAGGCAGGAGCCGUUGGAAUGUAAGAUGGGAGACGGAUUUAUGAAGCUGGAAAAUAUGAAACUGCCUGAUUUUUCGAUAUCCUUAGGAAACGUGAGUAUGAGAGAUUGUGAACUACAAUGCCACAACAACUGUUCUUGCACGGCUUAUGUUUACAGUAAUCCGACUGGCUCGGUUGUUUGGAGAUGUUUGAUUUGGAAUGGGGAUUUGAUUGAUCUUGUGGAGGGUUCUGGAAUGACUCCGGAUAUCUACAUACGCCUUGCCGGCUCCGAAUUUGGUGGAAGCAAUCAGAUAAGCGACGUCUCUAGUAAGAGAAACCGUUUGCUUCGGAUUAUACUACCCAUAAUUGCUACUUCCAUGGUUGUUUUGGGAAUGUUUGGCUAUUUUUUAUGGAGGAGACUCAAGAAACAAGGGAAGAGAGAUGCAAAUACUGCAACACUUGAUCAAAGAGCUAAUUAUUUUGCAACCGAGUUUAGAAGUGAUGAUACACUUCUAAAUGGGGAGUAUAUUCCAGAUCAGUUACCACUAUUCACAUUCGGUAGCAUUGUAGACGCUACAGAAAACUUCUCUUUGGCGAAUAAGCUUGGGGAAGGUGGGUUUGGUCCUGUUUACAAGGGAAGGUUGCCAGGAGGUUUAGAAAUAGCAGUAAAAGCACUUUCCAAGAGUUCUGGGCAAGGCCUGGAGGAGUUCAAGAACGAAGUAGAACUUAUUGCAAACCUCCAACACAAGAAUCUCGUUAAACUGUUGGGUUGGUGCAUUCAUGCGGAAGAAAAGAUGCUAAUCUAUGAAUACAUGCCCAACAAAAGCUUGGAUAAACUUCUGUUUGAUCCAACCCAAAAAUCACAACUAGAUUGGGGGAAACGCUUCUGCAUUGUUGAAGGUAUUGCUCAAGGGCUUCUUUAUCUUCACAAGUAUUCGAGGUUAAGAAUCAUUCAUCGAGAUCUAAAAGCCAGCAAUAUUCUACUGGAUGGUGAAAUGAACCCCAAAAUAUCAGACUUUCGUUUGGCUAGAAUUUUUGGAGGAAACCAGAUUGAAGUGAGUACUGAUAGAAUCAUGGGAACAUAUGGCUAUAUGCCCCCCGAGUAUGCAUUGGCGGGUCACUUCUCAGAGAAAUCCGACGUAUUUAGUUUCGGGGUGUUGCUGUUAGAAAUAGUUACUGGAAAGAGGAAUGCAGGUUUUUAUCCCACAGAUCGAUGGUCAAAUACUUUAGUAUAUGCAUGGAAACUAUGGAAAGAAGGUAAGACCAUGGAGCUGAUGGAUCCAUCGAUAAGCAGUUCGCAUGUCACUCAUGAAGUCGAGAGAUGCAUCCAUGUGGGGCUUUUGUGUGUCCAAGAUGACCCAGGUGAACGCCCAACAAUGUCUUCCGUUAUCUCUAUGUUGGGAAAUGGAACUGUGCUACCACCAACGCCCAAGAAACCAGCCUUUUCAACAAGUUGGAGCUCCAUUGCUGUCUAUCCAUCUUCUAGUGAAUCCAGGAAUUAUUCUAUAAAUGAUUUGACGAUUAGCAUGGUAGAGGCCAGGCCAUAGUUAUCACUUUGGCAUGCUGAGAGGUAACAUAAUUUUAAAUUUUCGAAUCAUGCCAUGUAUUUUAAUCAAGCUUGUUUCUUGAAGGAAUGCAAUUAUGAACCUAUGUCAAACCAAGACCUGAAAUGUAUUCUCUUCCCAGAUCAAUAAAAGCCUCUCCAUAGGGCAUAUUUGGGUGUA
Magnolia sinica is the source of this 2745-nucleotide messenger RNA. RefSeq names its product G-type lectin S-receptor-like serine/threonine-protein kinase SD1-13. Lineage: Eukaryota; Viridiplantae; Streptophyta; Magnoliopsida; Magnoliales; Magnoliaceae. The transcript is spliced from 7 exons. Gene Ontology annotation, molecular function: protein serine/threonine kinase activity; ATP binding. The record is from RefSeq and is a predicted model, not a curated record. Gene Ontology annotation, biological process: recognition of pollen; protein phosphorylation. Bases 64 to 2568 code for a protein of 834 amino acids.